AUGUACAUUUAUCACAGUCUAGCAGUUCAGGAACUGUCGGCGCGCCCUCACGAUCUCACCAUUGCUCCCAUCCAUCCGAGGCUUUAUUUUCACCAACUUUCUCGCAUGAUCAAGGCAGUUAUUAUUGCAACCAAACGACAACGUAUUCUCUACCGGUCUGGAGGUAGUUUGUGCAGCUUUAUGUCUCCAAAGCCGCCCCGGGCUCGGCGUUGGAUUUGUAAUAACCACGCGACUGACAUCUUUCGGUACAUGUUCUACGCAGCUGAUGAUGACAUUUAUUAUUUGAAUCUUCGAGAGGUGCAAUCCUCGCGACCUGCAAAGUGGGUGGGAAAGGUCUUUCCCGAAGGUCAGACUGAGUUCUUUAGAAAAGGACUUUCCAAGUUUGAACUAGCAACUUCUGUCCCACGGUUUCGAACGUCGCACACUGUGCCAAAUUUUCUACCAGAAAACUGUGAUUUGAAUCCUUGUUCAGGACUGACAUUCAUGUUGCGGACUAAAGAUAUUGGUGGACACACCUGUGGACGAUUUUUGCCGCGCACAGAUAUCAAAGAUGCGAACCGACGUUGGAAUGAAGGUUAUAAGGAUGUUAAGCUUGCCAAACAGGUGGAAAUUAGUGACAAAAGGGUGAGGUUCCCCAAAUAUUGUCCUGUUACUCGCAUUUAUAACUUGAUAACGUACAAAACCGCUUUGAAUCUACUGCGCAAGGAUCGGACGUGGGAAUUUUGUAGCAUUGAUCGAGAGAGGGAGGGUCGGUCCGAGGAUGAUGAAGAUGAAGUGGAGAUGGCUAAUGAAACUCGUGCUCCUGCCUGCCCGGAGGAAGAAGGAUCAAGUGAGCGGGACGAAAUCCAUAUACAGGCUGAAAAUGGUCUGUCACGUUUACUCCCAGAGACAACUGUAGAUCGUGCUGGUGAGAGUGUGGAUAUUAGCUACGAAAAACACCGACGGUGUUUUAAUGAGAGCGGCCAAGUUAAGACUUCAGUUAAUGGGGCGCCUUCUGUCAAGUUGGACAUGUCGCUUGGUACGUCAUCAUCCUUCCGCCUGGAUUCUUAUUUCGGACAGGUGUCAUCGGUUUACUUCGAAGGGGUGGGUUCGCCACCCUCACGUCAAUCGGAUACCUCAUCCAGAGUUGUUGAUGAAUUUUUAUUAUGA
Molecule: messenger RNA, 1149 nt
Organism: Hydatigera taeniaeformis
Lineage: Eukaryota; Metazoa; Platyhelminthes; Cestoda; Cyclophyllidea; Taeniidae
Source: the annotation of a GenBank genome assembly